Molecule: messenger RNA, 1358 nt
Organism: Arabidopsis lyrata subsp. lyrata
Lineage: Eukaryota; Viridiplantae; Streptophyta; Magnoliopsida; Brassicales; Brassicaceae
Product: putative phosphatidylglycerol/phosphatidylinositol transfer protein DDB_G0282179
Exons: 4
Coding region: 635-1096 (153 amino acids)
Biological process (GO): intracellular sterol transport
Molecular function (GO): sterol binding
Source: RefSeq, a predicted model, not a curated record
AUAUAUUCUAAAAAGAGGCGAAAAAAUUAAUAAAUAAAGAAUAAGAAAAAAGAAGAAUUCUAAUUAGCUGUAUAUAUGCUAGCAAAUUGUAGAGUCGAAGUUGGUUAGUCAAACUAUUUUCCGGUGCCAAACUAUUGAACUUUUUAAAAAGAAACUAUUGGUAAUCAUUCUCAAUUUCUCAUAGAGCAAAGCGUUAUAAGUAAUCCGUUAAUUGUAGCAAAAGACUAAAGUCAAAAUAUAGAUUAAAGUCAACUUCAUUAACUAAUUAAAACCUUUAUUAAAAAAAAAAAAAAGAAGAAGCCAACUUUACUAAACAAUGCAAAUAGUAUUUGCAGAAAACUAUAGACCCAAAAACAAAAAAAAAAACAAUUAUUUAGAAAAUGUAAAUGAUAAUUACUAAAAUAAAUAACAUUAAUAAGCAUGUUUAUCCUAAAUAAAUCUAAAGUAUAUCACAUUUACAGCAAACAACGAAAUCGAGCCGUCCGUUUCCAGAACCUCUGACCUAGCUGAAUGAACGGUCCAGAUCUCUCCCUACAUUCCUUGAAAAUAAGAAUCCAAAUAUUCGGCAACUCCACUCUCUGCUGCUUUGAUCAAUCCAUCGUCUUCCUUAUAGCUUCUGAGAGAUUCAUCAAUCAUGUCGAGGAUCAUCGCCAUUCUUCUUCUCGCUAUUUCUCUUCUCCUCUUUGUUUCACCGAUUGUGCAAGCCAUUGAUGUCCAUUACUGUGAAGAGAACGCAAAGUAUGAAGUAAAAGUGAAAGAGGUUGAUAUAUCUCCUAACCCUAUUGCCCCAGGCGAGCCAGCUACUUUCACCAUCUCUGCCAACACAGGCCAUGAGAUUUCGUUUGGUAAGCUCGUGAUUGAAGUUUCGUACUUUGGAUGGCAUGUUCACUCUGAGACUCAUGACCUCUGCACUGAGACUACUUGUCCUAUACAAACUGGAGAUUUCUUGGUUGCACACUCUCAAGUUCUUCCUGGUUAUACUCCUCCUGGUUCGUACUCUCUGAAAAUGAAGAUGCUUGAUGCGCAGAAGAAGGAGCUAACAUGCAUUAAAUUUGCGUUCGACAUUGGACUCAGAUCAUCGGUGGCUGAUAUUUAGAGCAGCGUCAGCUCUAUUGGUGAUUGUAUAGAUAGUUUAGAAAAUUUGUUAUUCUUUCUGAUAAGACCCUGAAUGUGAAUGCACUCUUACUUUUUGGACCCCAAAUGUGAAUGUCCUUCACCAUAAGAUCUAUCACCAGGUCUUAUGGCAUCAGUCAAAUGCUUGGAACGGGUAUAAGUGACAAGGUCUCAACCAUCAUAUGUAAUGCGAAAAAGUAAUCAGAGUAAAGUAUAUGAUUAAAUAGAAAUUUGACUAAUUCGAA